AGUCAAUAUUUAUCACGUGACAAUUGAUAGUAUACCGGAUACUAGGAAUUAGGCCAAGUCUUAAUUGUUAAUUAGUCUUUUGUUUAUCACUAUACAUAAAUGAACGUUUUAAUUAUAAAUGACUACACGUAAUAGAGGAGUUAAACAAUUUGAUAAUGUCUAAUAACAAAGACUACCAUGUUGACUGGGUUGCUUACUUUCUUCACCAAUUUCCACACAUAAACUUUCAGUUCGAACAAGCAAACUCUACAUUCGACCCAGUUUCUGAAGAUUACAGGAACGGAGUGAUAUUCUUGGCAGCUUUACCCAUUGUUUGUUUAGUGGUAUUCCUGUUGUUGAUAUCAUGCUGUUUGUGCAUCAACUGUUGCUGUCGACAGAGACCCACAAAGAAAAAGAGCACAACUUGUGUUCGCUUCAUUACAGCCUUAUUCAUCAUCUUUGCAAUAGGUAGUGUAGCAGUAGGGUACUUUGGGAAUGAAGAAGGAAACAAAGGGGUACAGUCUACUGUUGAUGCCUUACAAGAUGCCAAUGAUACCUUGUCUGGUUCUCUUGCCACGUUGACAACAUUAGACAGCCUUACCAGCUCUAUCACACUAGCUGGUGUUGAAGCAUUAAAACAUGUGUUCAGUAAACAUUUAAAGAAUAUCACCCUGCGUGAUGAUGUCCUGAAACUUGCAGAUGAAAUCACGUCAAAAUCCAAUCAUGUUAAAGGUGAUAUAGACUACAUUAAAACUGAUGUGGGCAAGAUCUCUCUAGAUAAGCUGAUAGAUUACACACAGAAUUCAGAGUUCUACAGAUGGAUAGGCACAAUAGUUUUAUUGUCAUGGCAAGUGUUGGUGCUUCUGGUUUAUAUCAUAGCCACACUGAAAAAGUCCAAGUACUGGAUUGUCUGGGGGAUAAUAUUUGGAAUGUUCUCCCUUUUUCUUGUGUGGGCGGCAUUUGGUGUCUACCUAGGAGGAACUGUGGCAGUCAGUGAUUUUUGUGUAGAUCCCAAUGCUUUUGUGUUAAGAACAUUGGAGCCAAAGGUUUCACCAGAUGUGAUUGAAAGUUAUAUUGAAUGUAAAAACAACAAUUUUUCUAAGGCACUAGAUGAUGCUAGAGAUUAUGUAACAAAAGCUAAUGAGACUCUUAAUUUAGCUAUCAACAAAACACUACCAUACAAUAUAUCAAAAUAUCUGGAAGGCCCAGUACAAAUAAUCCGAGGAGAUCUUGGUUAUGCACAAGGAAAUAUAUCUAGCCUUGGUAACUCAGUAUACUGUGGACAGAUACACAGUAACUAUAUUAAAGCGUUGAAAGGACUUUGUAACAGAUCAUUAGUUGGGAUGUCAUUAAUACUGCUGAUACUACCCAUUCUUGGAUUAUCCUUCGUAUUCAUCCAGUGCCUUGCUCCAAAGAUAUGGUUACUGUUAGGAACAAGGAAGGAAUACAGAGUUGUUGAUGAUUCUGAUCCAUUCUUGCCGAGACCUCCCCCAUACAACAGCUAUGGUACCAUGGUAGAUGAGAGAGCACCAUUAAGUGAGGCAAGCUACUUAGAUGACUCAACUGUUAUGACAUCACAUCCCCGCACAGAAUCUGUUGGGUCAGAUUCCCCGCCCCCUGCUUACCGUAGAAUCAGCAGUUACUCUGAACAAGUACAUGAUCUGGGAACAUUCCCUACUCGUAAUUCGGGCGUGAAUCACUACGCUUCUACCAACAUUUAGUGUAUUAUCCUGGAAGUUUUGUAGAACAGUAUAACAAUCUGGGCACGUUUCCUAGGAGACAGAGGCAACAGAAUUAGGACAGCUUUAUUCUGACAGGUGUUCACUGUAUGUGCCUUCUCCAUCGUUACAUCAACAUAUGUUGGCAGAUUCCGCAGUGCGGACUUAAGGACAUUUGUAUCUGUGCAAUGGGUGAAACAAAUACUUAUAUUUGUUUGAAAUAAGGAAGGAAUAAUAAGCUAGUAUGACAGCGUAUAUGUUGACAAAGUAUACCAUUGAUCUUGUUUAGAUGAACAGAUAUUUUUAUACAUUUUUUGUGUGUUUUAUUUGAAAGAUAGAAUUUUUAAUUUUGCUUUUGUCAAAUUCAUUAAUGAUGUAAAUAUUCUAUGUUUGUUGACAGUAAUUCAAUAUGUGAAAGUUAAACGGUUUCAAGCUAAGUCCCUAAAAAUGAUAUCCUAUAGAAUGUUUUUUUCUAAUGCAUUUAAGUAAUAGGUCAACUAUAUAAAAACAUCAGUAGUGGUAUCGAUGUCUGUGUAACACUUGAUUAAGGUUUUGCAAGCACCAUUCUUUCUAUUUACUAUGUAAAAGUAUUCACUGAAAACUUGAUACUUAUUGUUUGGGUCUUAAUUGAAGGUCAUGACCCAGAACCAAGAACUUUAGUAUACAUUUUAAUUGAAUUAUUUCUUUUUAUGAAUUUAGAAAAUCUCUGUAUACUAUCAAACUUGGAGAAAAUUAGUGGAGUGCAUUAUCCAUGGAUAACACCUGUUUGUUUUUGUGUAUUUUUUAUAACCCUAAAAAAGUAUUAAGAGAAUAGAUAUUAUUUAAUGUUUCUUAUAUUUUAUAAAUCUUCUUUUUUUUUUAAUGUUUCACAAUUCCUUGUAAAUAGAUACUAAGAUAAUAGUCAGGGAUGAGAUUAAUUGUGAUGAUUGUUAUAAAUGCAAUUAAUAGUAUUAUUAAACUGGUUUUAUAAUUUUGUAAUCAUGUAUUUUAACAUGCCAUUAUUAUAAUGUUUAAAUAUUUUUAUGUACUGUUCUUUUGUUGUUGUUUUUUUGUGUGUAAAUAUCAAAAUUUUUACUAGUCUUUUGUAAAAGAAACAUUUUAAAAUUGAUAUUCUUUGUAAUAGAUAACAAUUUUAAUUAAGGAAUAUAAAUUUUUUUAAUUUUAAACAUUUUGAUUUAUGUUAUUGAGUGUAAUGUGUAUAUACAAUGAGAUUUUGUUAUUGAUCAUUAUAUUUUUCAAUGCUCAUGUAGUUGUGGUCUUUAUCACAGGUUGUACUGUACCAUAUAUAAUCAUAAUGGAUGUAAUAUAUGAUGUCUGAUGUACCAAGUAUAUACCAUUAUAAUACUGCAUGUUUGUAACAUCACUUUUUAUUGGAUAAUCUUGACGUUUAUAUAGCUGCUGUCGAUUCAUGAAGAUAUCUUACAUUUUUCUCUAAAAAAUGAUGCUUGCUGUAUUAUAAAUUCGUUAUAAAGAUUGUUUACAGGUUAUAUGGCCGUAUAUAAACGGCUGUUUGCAAUAUAACCAUCGCCUAGCGGCUCGGGUUAUAUUUACCAAUAGCCGUUUAUAUAGGGCCAUAUAACCUGUCAACAAUCUUUAUAACUUAUAACAUAAAGGUGCCAUCAUGAACUGGGAUAUUGUCAUAUUUGUUAUUUCUUAAAAGUGUAUGAAAGAGAAUAUUUCCAAAACAGCUGUAAGAAAGAAAUACAAUUGUAUAUCUCUUUAAGAACUAAUUGGGUAUGCACCAGAUCAUUGCUAAAUUAUAAAAACCCUACUUAAAAUAGCAGAAUAUGAUUUGUUCUUGAACAAUUUAUUUGAUUUUUGUAUACAAUAUUAAUGUGUAAAAUAACAGAGAGAUUUUUUUUUUACAACUCUUACAAGAAUUGAGUUUAAAAUUAUGAAAACAAAAUAAUUUCGCAGUUUUUAAGUUGUAUAAAAAUAUCUUAAGAUUUAGCUUUAUACACUUUAUUAAAAUCUUACUGCAUAUAUAUUUUUAAAUAUAUUGUACAUGUUUACUUUUAUUAUUUUUGACUAUGUUGAAGCUAAAAUGAAAUGUUUUCUAAUCAUGCCAUCUCCAUUAGUUUAAUGGAGAAGGGUUUGUAAGUAUGAUCACUGCUAGGUUCCUGAGAUAUGAUGCUUCUGUAAUCUUGGGAGACUGUCAAUGUUUUAUGUAGGGAAUUGAUCUUUAUUGCCAAAACUACUGAGUUAAAAUCGUUAUAAGGUAAAGAUUACUUUGUGAAAUGAAAAUACAAUAAAAGUUGAUAUUCUAUGUCAUGUUGGUAUGUGUGUGCAAUCAACUUUGUUGGAUAUGAUAAUUUACAGUAAUAAUUUAGUGCUAUAAAUAAAUGUUGAAAUCCAUACUUGUUUACAUUACUCCUCAUUAACUGUAUCAUUUCUGUUCAUUCAUUAUCAUUAUUUGUUUCAUGUUUAUUUUCAUAUUGACUUAGAGCUCAUACUUUCACACCAAUCAUGUUCAUGUCUUAAUUAAAACGGAGGGGGCACUAUGGCCGAGUGGUUACCAUUACUGACAUUAAGUGCUUGUCAGUGCAGCUUAGAACUAUGAAUCUUUACAUGUGAGGAAGUUGUUAAGAUAUGGUAGGUCAGAGGUUCUACAAGAGAGAAUUAAUGCAUGGAGGUAUUCCUCCACCAGUUUUGCAUUUGUCAUCUCGACACAAAAUUAUUUUUACUGCAUAUAAGUAUAUUACAUUUGUAGUACAAAAUUUAUUGAUGUUCAUUCAAAAAUGAAUAUCAUCAUCUUUUAUUUUAAGUCAGUAAUGCUUUUAUGUGUUAGAUUUACAUAGUUUUGAAAGUAUCCUGUCAAAAAAUAGUGUGUGUUUAAAGCGAACAAUGUUGUGAUUAAGAAAGUUGAAUUUAUUUUUCUAUUAUUUUCUAUUAUAAAUAGACCGUUCUUUUCUGUGUUUCUGUUCAUGUAGGUUUCUCUGUAAAAAGAAUACAGUACAUACAUUUAUUUUGUUUUGUCAAUCAUUUACAAUAUGUGAUGCCAUCUUUUAAGAAAACUUUUUUGCAAUGAAAAUAUCUUAAUGCCAUCAAAUAACUAAGCUACUUUUGACUGUAAAUUUGCUUGAUAAACAAGUUACUUGAAAAUUAAAUUAUUUAAUAAUGGAUGCAAAAACAUUAGAAUUUUGAUAAAUUUUUACUUUUAAACAAAUUCACAUGUAAGUAAUUAAUUUAAAUCAGACUGUCUAAAUGUUUAAUGUGUUUUCAGAACAAAAAAGAAACUACUGUCAAAGAUGUUUAAAGCAAAUAAUUUGUAUGUGUGUAUAAGUAUUUGAGUUAUUUUAUCUGGUUUGUUAUGCUAUUAUUCAUUUGUUCACAUUAUUAACCAAAGAGUUUGUAAAUCUUUAGAUGGCCAUAAAUGUAUGAUACUCAUCAAGUUGAUCUUAAUCAACUUUAAAACAUAUAUAAUCAAAAUUAAACUCCAUGUUAAUGUUAAGGUUGUAAGUUUAACUACAUGUAUAACAUGUAAAGCAAUUAUUACCUCCCCUUGGCCUGCAUUAUGAGGAUCAUUACCAAUUUAUUAUAUACCUAAGAUAAGAAAAAAAAUCUUAUAAUAUUAUUCUAUUCAUGAAAACUGAUAAAAAAAAAUCUUUUACAUUUUGGUGCUUACAUAGUAUUUUCCUACAUAUAUGUAAAAGAAUUUGAUAAUUCACCUAAAUAAGCUGUUUUAUUUUUUUACUAUUUUGUCAAUUAAAUUAUUAUAGAUUAUGGUAUUGACCCCCAAAAUGGAUGCCACUUUUGGCAAGGGAGAUCAGUUAUAAAAAAAAUCAGGAACUAUCAAAAUGUGGCUCUGUUUUCAUUCAAGCUGUGAUUGAUAGAGAAAUUAGACAAUCAUAUAAAGUGCCUUCUAGUAUUUACAUUUUUGUCAAUUAUAUGUCAAUACUUGAUUAUAAACAAUUUGUAAAGAUGUUUUUGUGAUCAAGGGUAGAUAUAUGCAUAUUUGAACAGGGUUUUAGCAUAUAUGUAACUGUAAAACAGUUUACCAGUAUAACUUUCUUGCAUGUGAUGAUUAUUGCAGUAAAUAUGGUAAGGAUUGCCCCAAUGUUUACAAUAUUUAUUUUUUAUGCAAUUGGAAUUAACAAUUUACAAAUUCUUCUAGAUUAAGAAAUUAUACUUGUAGAAGUAGUCUUCCAAAUAUGUUAUUAAUUGAAAUUAAGACGCCCCCACAAGUGACACAUAGAUUCCUGUUGAUCUAGAACAACAUGGACAGAAUCACUGGUAGAUAAAAUACCUUUUUGACAGCACUACAGAAACAUUUUCAUUGUUUCAAAAUAAAAAAGCAAACAAACAAAUUGUUUGAGCUGUCACUUGGCUAUAUAUAUAUAUUGCAUUUAGAUAAUGAUAAAUUGUUUAUUUUGGCAUGUUUAUGAAGGUAUAAGCCCUCUCUAUCAGUAAUUCAAUUCUCUGUUAAACCUGUAGACUAAUCAAUACAUACUGUCACAAUAUUACCUUGUUAUAUAUGAAAUUAUGAACACAUCCAGUAUUUUGAUAUUUCAUUGCCUCUUAUAACUUGUUUUGUAUUCAUAUUUAUGGCUUUGAUUUUACAUAGGUCAAGUUAAAUACUGAUUUCCUUGGUAAAAAAAAAUAACAUUAAAAUCUGUGUGUACAUAAACUCAAUAUAUCAAUUUUACAAAUGUUUAUCUGCCCUUAAAAUUGUCCCGUAAUUUUAUUGAGAAUUUUACCUGUCUAUAGUACUUGUUUUUAUUUCAUCAUAAAAUCAUAGUCGGGAAUUUAUUAUAGAUUUUUUUAUAAAGAAAAGAAAUAAUUUUUUUGUUAUUAGUUUGCUAAAAGACAUGGGGUUACUUCGUCAUUUUUUACCUAUGCAAUGACACUUUUACUUAAUGCAAGGACUGUUUUAUACUCAUUUUUUAUGAUUUAAAAAGUUAUUUUAAUACUCUGUAAUAUGCUGUUGUAAAAUAUUAAAAAAUAACUUCAUA
Ruditapes philippinarum (Manila clam) is the source of this 6649-nucleotide messenger RNA. Its product is annotated as protein tweety homolog 1-B-like. The record is from RefSeq and is a predicted model, not a curated record. The transcript is spliced from 15 exons. Gene Ontology annotation, cellular component: plasma membrane. Gene Ontology annotation, molecular function: volume-sensitive chloride channel activity; intracellularly calcium-gated chloride channel activity. Bases 156 to 1700 code for a protein of 514 amino acids. Lineage: Eukaryota; Metazoa; Mollusca; Bivalvia; Venerida; Veneridae.